Messenger RNA from Lacerta agilis (Sand lizard), 3279 nucleotides. RefSeq names its product chromosome 6 C1orf112 homolog (gene FIRRM). The coding region runs from base 16 to 2739 and encodes 907 amino acids. NCBI's taxonomy places the organism in Eukaryota, Metazoa, Chordata, Lepidosauria, Squamata, Lacertidae. The record is from RefSeq and is a predicted model, not a curated record. The transcript has 24 exons.
GCUGCCGCCGCCAUCAUGUCGCAGGUGGAGCCCGAGACGCUGCCGCUGCCGCCGCCGCUGUCGGAGGUGGAGGGCCGGGCCGAGGAGCUGGGCCUCGGCCAACUCCCCACGGCCUUGCCCCGACUCAUCUCUAUGUAUCAGACAUCUGAUAGCUGGACCCAGCGUAUCGGUGUUUUAAGGAUCUUGACAGAGCAAUUUCUACCCCACAUCAAUCUUUCUGAGCUGGAGCAAGCAUUUUUCUCUAAAAUACUACCAAAGACAGUACAAUUAUUUGAUCUUUUGCUAUAUGAAUUAUCCCACCAAGCCACAAGAGUAACAAGCCAGAAUGUAGAGUUACGUGAGACAUUAAGAAACCAUCUGCAGACUUUAGUACAUGUGUUGGAAGCAUUAACAGGGUCUGUGCGCCACAUCUGUACUGUACAGGAUGUUGUGCCCUUAGAACACGUCUACAGUCUUCCCUCUUCCAUUCUUCAUGUAAUCAAGAACACAUUUGUACACUGCAAGAAUAGUGAGUCGUUGUACAGUGAGUGUCUCCACUUGUUUUCGGAUUUACUCCAGUCUCUGUUUAAGGAGGCCUAUGCUUUGCAAAAACAGUUUAUGGAACUGCUUGAGAUGGUGUCUGUGAACUCCUGUGCUGCUGAAGACAGUAUAGCAAUUAUCGCAUCAGCUGUUCAUACUUUGCUGGAGAUCUGUUCUGCUAUUUCCAGCAUAGAUCAUGCACUUCAUGCAAACACAUGGAAAUUCAUAAUCAGGCAAAGUCUCAAGCACAAAUCUCUGAUAAAGAACAGCUUGAAGCAUUCCGAUAUACUCAGUGGCCUUUGUGAGGAUAUCCUGUUUUCUUUCCAGUCUUGUUUGCAGCUGGCUGAGCAAAUGAAGCGGUCUGGAACAGAGGAAAGCAUUGAUCGCAAGUUGUUCCAAAGGACAGUCAAGCUGUGUAGAUUCUUGGCCAAUUCCCUGGUGCACUACACCAAGGAGUUCGCUCCUUUCCUGGCGGAAUCCUGCUGUCAGCUACAUCAGACAUACCUUCAAAUAUACAGCAAAUUUCCUCCAAGUCUUUAUGCUCCAGCGAUUUCUAAGUCUCACCAGGAUGAAAUAGGGAGGGAAUUCCUCGUGACUCUGGACUCUUUCCUACCCCACCUGCUCUCUUUUAGGCCUUUCCUAGAAGUGGUGUUAAGUAAAACUUCAGAUCUCUCUCCUGAGCUGCAUUUUCCACAGUGUCGUCUUCUGCUUUUUGUAAUGGACAAGUUGCCAUCCCAGCCCCAAGAUGUGCAGGCUCUUUGGAACACUGGAAGUCAGUUACCAGAGGAGAUUCCCAGAGUCUCCUUGUUUGCAGCCCUCUUCCUCAGUCUUCAACAGUGUCCUGGAGAGCUUUUUCUUCCUGUUUGUUUGCCAGCAGCAAUGGGGACAGGGCAAGCUGAGGAUCUUGUCACCUUUUACCACUAUGUCUAUGUCCAUUUGUGUGCCUUUAUCACAUCCCUCUCGGUUUCACAUUUCCAUCUACUGGAAUGUUGCCUUCUGGAGGCUGUACUUGGUUCUAACACAAUCACUGAUCUCCUGGCUAUGGAUGUUUGGUGCUUCCUUGCCCGGUAUGGAAGAGCGGACCUGUGUGCUCAUCAUGCAUUUAUAAUAGCACAUUUGAUAAAAGCUUGUCCUGCGGAGCAUUUUCAAGUUUCUCUGCUUGGAGUCCUGCUAAGGCGCCUGCUCUUCCUGAUGACUGCUGAUCACCAGGUGAGGUUCACCCAACAAUUUCCUUCCAGAGAAACAGAGAACCUGAUAUUGUGGCAGCAUCUUUCUCUCCAGGCCCUGAUACCUCUCCUCAGGCAGCAAGUUGCUCAUGAGCUCUUUGUGGCAGGAUUUGCCCAAUGUCAAGAGUGGCUGAGCAGCAAAAGGUCUCUGGAGGAACUUCCACAGGUGAACACUGCUCUCUCUGCCUUGUUGUCCUUGUGCCAAACUUCUGGGAAGUCACUAGAGGUAGGACAGCAAACAGCACUUGUUGGAAUUGUUGGCCAGUUCUUGGUAGUUCUACCUGCCACACAGGUCUCCAGUCUGCCUUGUCUGCAGCAGACCUUUAGCUUGGUGCUUCGACUCAUGCAGUUCUUCAUCCAAAUAUUAGACCCUCAACUGCUAAUUCAGAUACUUACACUGCAAACUUCCCUCCUUCAACUUAAUCCCCCAGAUCAUGUUCUCACUGCAAUCUUAGAUUUUCUCUCUUCGGUGGGGGUUCCCAUUAUUCCACCAGAUUUCCAGGAGCAGGUUUUGUCCAAGCUGUCCUACCUGUUUUCUUCUUUGCUGGCCAACAGUAGCUGGUUGAUUCAUCAGCACGCCAUAGAGGCAUUCACACAAUUUGCACAGGAGACGAGCCAUGAAGCCAUACUUUCCCAGUGCCUUAAUUCUGAAGAAAUUAAAAGCAAAGUUGUUGGCUUCCUAUCAAAGACCCGCCUUGUAGAGGAGACAGCGGAAGCAAGAGCAGAACGAAUGAAAGAGGAAAAUGUUCAUCUUAAGUGCCACUCGCGAGAAAGCACAACAGACAGAGAAAGGUGCCUGACCUUGGAGCCCUUCCCGAAAAGAACUUGCUACUCAGCCAGUGAAGAGCAAUAUAAGUCAGCAAUGGACGCUGCCGGAAGGACACUGGAGGUUUUGAAAGCGCUACUACAAAAGGGCCCGCCCCCUAUUUGGUUCGCAAAGAAACUGGAAACUUUACAGAUGACGCUGAACAGUUUGAAGAACAGCAUAAGUUGAUAGAUUUAAUGCAGCCUUUUGAGUGACUUCGGUACUGCUCUGCAGUCCCACCAGAGAUUCACAGCCCAAAGCCAAAGAAACAAAGUGCAGCCCGGUGGUAAUUUUAGAGCAAGCAUGUUGUAUAGUCUGUUUGUAAAGGUUUACAGGGUCUUAUUGGCUCGAAGAGUGAAGAUACUGAGCGAAGCUUUAAGUUACUGAACGCAGAAUUAAAAUACAUUUUUUCUAUGCCAUUUCCUUUGACUUCAGCCUGCCUCUUGAUUACCAAGAGCAUUACAAACAUGUAAUGGAAACUAAACUGUGAGAACUAAUAUUUUUGCUGUGAUGCUAGUCUCCCCUAAUUUAAGUUCACAGCUUCUCACACUGUACAAAAACAUAGCUUUGUAAAAAGACAGCCUAGAAACUCUUGCACCUCUACCUGUUGAAUCAAUGUAAGCACUUUUAAAGUCUAGAUUUCUCAUAAGAAACAGAUUACGCAAACAUUUAACCAGUGAAUUGUCCAUUUAUUUUUCCUAGUUUUCCAUAAACAGUAACGGUUGGUGG